AUGGCGGCGACUGCAAACCCUGCUGUAAGUAAGAACGGUUCAACAAGCAACGCAAAUGGCGCUGCCACCACCAUUAAUAACGUUAGCAACGGUGGCCGUGCAGCCGUGCGGGAGAAUUCCGCGGUGUUUUCUUCUGAGCGUGGGUUGCUGCACAACAUUGUAAUCUCAACGGACUGGACUCGUAAGGAACAGUCCUUGUUGGAAGAACUGCUCGUCAGAUAUGCCUCAGAUCGUAAAGAAUUGCGUUAUGGAAAAAUUUCAAAGGAAUUGCAAGACAAAACAUUCCGGGAUGUGGCCUAUCGUUGCCAAUGGAUGACUAAAAAGGAAAUUGGCAAGAGAAGGAAAGCCGAGGAGAGUUCAUCAAGGAAGCGGAAUACUAAAAGGGAAAAAUUUACAGAACAACAAGUGAAGCCAUCUUCUCAUGCUACAAAUCAUGCCAAUGGUCUUCCAUCAUCAUCCUCCUCCAUAAACAAUGAUGAUGGCAUCAAUUACAAAGUUAUUGGUGGUGAGAUAGGGAUGCUUCUUGAACAAAAUGACAAGGCUUUGGAUCAAAUUUCUGCAAAUUUAUCUGCUUUGAAGUUACAUGAGAACAUCAAUCUUCUUUGCCAAACAAGAAACAACCUCGACAAACUCUUGACUGAGUUAAAGUACAUGCCAGAGGUAAUGAAUCAGAUGCCACCACUAAAUGUGAAGCUUAACGAGGAACUUGUCGACUCUAUACUUUGCGGAUGCAAUCUUGAAUUUUUUGACCCGCGCAGGUUUUUGUGA
Lactuca virosa is the source of this 768-nucleotide messenger RNA. The record is from the annotation of a GenBank genome assembly. Lineage: Eukaryota; Viridiplantae; Streptophyta; Magnoliopsida; Asterales; Asteraceae.